CUAAACCUGUUUACCGCAUCAUCACCACCAUCUCUUGCGCCCUCUUUUAGCUUCACGAAACUGCUAGAGGGGGCAUAACACGUGCGCCGCGACAUCUCUGCAAGUAUUGCGACCAAGACAAGCUUCGGAACCUCGACAAGGACGAUUGGCUGUGCCCCUUGCCGACGGGAUUCAUGCAGCGCCGCCAGCGCGUGCCGCUUCUUCCAUCCACCUCGGGAUAGGCGACCGAUCUGCCACAGCGCACGCCCGUUACUGGGUAUCAACCGAUAGACGACAACGUCGCCUGGCAUGUCUUUCCCGCAGACCACGCCUAUGCGGCCGGUGCCCGGCGCGUUUAUGAACACGCCAGCUCUCGCCUCGAGGUUCCAACCCGGCAACGACCCGGUGCGACGGCAGCUAUUCCCCGUCUCCGAAGAUGCACAUGCGGGCUCUGGUAUCCCUGCAAAGUCGGCACCUUCCAGCUCGCUGGCUCCUCCCGCCACAAAGUCUUCGCCUGGCGCCUCAGCGGCUAUAGGUCAGGCUGGCUCCGGACAGCAGAGCUUGGUGGCUACGACGCCUCUUCCGGCGCCCCGUGCUGAGAAUGCCCCGCCGGUGGGUAAGGCGGCCAAGGCCAUUAAUGCCUUUUUGCAGCUUGACGAAAGCUUCCCCGACCUGGACUCGUACUGCAGACAAGGCGCCUCGUCAGAUUAUGAGCUUCCCGGACCCGACUCUGCUUGGGCCCCAUUCCAUAAGACCCAAAUGUACCCUAUACCGAAUCAAGUCUUCGACCACUACAAUGCGGGCGAGCUCCAGACCCUGAUGGGUCUCUUCGCCGAGAUCAACCAUGCUUGGGUCGUCAUCGACAACUCAUUGUUCCUCUGGGACUACACGCACCCUGACCCGGAGCUCAUCGGCUUCGAGGACCAGCCGCAUACCAUCAACGCUGUGGCUCUAGUGCCCCCCAAACCCGGCAUCUUUGUCAACACAAUCAACCAUAUACUUGUGGUCGCUACCUCCUCCGAGAUGAUCCUCCUCGGUGUCUCUGCGACAGACACGCCCGCAGGCACCAAGUCUGUCGCGCUGUAUCAAACGAAGUUGACCCUACCCCUCCGUGGCGUCGACGUGCGGAUCAUCUCUGGAUCCGCAGAUGGGCGAAUUUUCUUUGGUGGCAGCACGGACAUCGACAUCAACGAGCUGUAUUACCAGUCAGAGGAGAAGUGGUUUUCGAACCGCUGUGGCAAGAUCAACCACACAAAUCCAGGUUGGUCUUCGGUUGUGUCUCUCCAGUCGUCCCUCUGGGGAACGAAAGCGCCCGAACACCUGGUGCAGAUUGUCAUCGACGAUUCGCGGAGGCUUGUCUACACACUUUCCAGCAAAUCAACUAUCCGGACAUACCAUAUGGACGCGCCCGACCGCCUUAAUAAGGUCAUUGAAAAGGAAAAGGUGUACUGCCUGCGCGACAUAGCGCACAUGAUCACACAGUCGAAGCUUCUCAGCGACCGCAUGAACAUUGUCUCCAUCAGCACCAUCGCAAAGCAGGAGGCGUCGAAACUACACCUCAUGGCUCUAACCGACACUGGAUGCCGACUCUUCUUUAGCGCAACGAGCGCGUCCAGCUACCUCUACGGCUCCCAGUCGAACAUGGCGCCGCAGAGCAUGCAAGUUCAGUUCAUCAAGUUCCCACCAAGCGCGAAUCCGCGAAGGAUCAGCCAACUCGCACAGCCCGGACAACCUGGCUCCGAGUCCGUUGUCGACCUCGAGUCGGUCAUGUUACUAGGCAGCCGAAAAGGUGCUCGUUUCGCGCCAGGCUUUUUCCUGGACUUUGUGAGCAGCACAGAGAAUACCAAUGUAGACACCCUGUUUGUCUCAGGACCAGAGACUGGUCGGAUAAAGCGAACGUCGCCGACAACCCCUCUCCGAUACUUUGAGCAGGCUAGUUGGAUAGAUAUUGGAAGCCGCGCCGAGGCUGUCGGUCUCAUCACCAAGCCUUUUGCUGCGGCGCAACAGCCUUUAGGAUUUGGCAAUGAGCUGGCGGUUCAGUUUGAUGAACCGCCGAGCGAAUUCGCUGUUCUUACCAACACUGGGAUCCACAUCAUCCGUCGACGCCGCUUGGUGGACACUUUCGCUGCGGCCAUUCGUGAUGCGCCUGGCGAUGAAGCUUUGGACGUCAUCACGCGCCGUCUCAUUCAGCUAUACGGCCGCGUCGAAACCGUAUCAACGGCUCUGGCUGUGGCUUGUGGUCAAGGUGGAGAUGGGCGACCGGGUGCAGCCAGGGCGAUUGAUCAGGCCACUCAAGACCGUGCAAGAGGCCUCUUUGUCGAUUUCGGUGGACAGCCGACUAUCACAGAGACGGAUGGGACAGCCCUGACUACCGAUUCCGUGAGACUGUCAUCCCGCCACGAUGCCCUCGCCCUGUACCUUUCCCGCCUCAUCCGCAAGCUUUGGAAGACCCCGGUUAUCAAGAGCGGAGUGUCGCCAGCAGGCGGUAUUAUCAUUGACUCAGCCGUUCCCAUCGGCAAACUCGUCUCGACGCAAGAGAACCUCGAGCGACUGCGAAAGUUCAUCGACUCCAACCGCGGAUUGAUCCAAGGCAUGUCGGGCCCUUCAGAUCUUCAGCGAGUGGCCAGUAGGCAGGAGGAGGUGGCCCUGCAAGCUGAGCACCAGGCACUCUAUGCACUCCAGAAGCUCAUGGAGAGCAUAUCCGAGGGCAUCUCGUUCGUACUGAUGAUGUUUGACGAGCGCGUGUCCGACAUUUUUGUCAGACUGGACGAGACAUCGCGCCAGCACCUCAAAGACCUAACCUAUGAGAAGCUUUUCUCGCAAGCCGAUGGCAAGGAACUCGCUAAGUUGCUGGUAAAGGCCAUUGUCAAUCGCAAUAUCGAAAGUGGUUCGAACGUCGAGACAGUGGCGGACGCGCUGCGGCGGCGCUGCGGCAGCUUUUGUAGCCCCGACGACGUGGUCAUCUUCAAGGCCCAAGAGCAGCUCAAGAGGGCAUCGGAGCAACCACUUAAUACGAAUCUGUCAAGGGGUCUGUUGCAUGAGAGCCUGAAGCUCUUCGAAAAGGUGGCUGGCAGCCUGACGUUUGCGAACCUGCAGACUGCCGUUGCCCAGUAUAUCAGCCUGAAAUAUUACGCCGGCGGCAUUCAACUCUGCCUGGUGGUGGCUCGAGAGGCGGAUAGAGGGAACACGGCGCUGCAAUGGGUCAAUGAUGGUAAGCCCACCAAUGACCCUAGGGGCACGGCCUUUGCGGAGCGAAAGCGGUGCUAUGAUCUCAUCCAUGACGUGCUGCGAGACCUGGACAUGGCGUCGAGCAAGGAGCCCGAGUUGAUCGAUGGGAAGCUCACGCUCAUUGCGACCAAGAGGCUGGAGGCCUACGACGUGGUUAACAGCUCUGACGACGAGGUCUUCCACUUUGGCUUGUACGAGUGGUACAUCCAGCAAGGCUGGACGGACCGCAUUUUGGCCAUUGAAUCGCCCCAUGUCAUCACCUUCCUGCAACGGCUGGCUGCCACGAACGUGGAGCACGCAGAUCUUCUGUGCCGCUUCUACACCAACCGAAGCCGAUUCUUUGACGCGGCCGAGGUGCAAGCCGAGCUUGCCAACUCAGCCUUUGCUCUGGGCAUCAAGGACAGGAUCCGGCUGCUGAGUUUGGCCAAGGCUAACGCCAACGUGGCCACCGUGGGCGUAAGCCGCCAGCAGCAGCAGAUGCUCAAUCAUGCGGUGACGGACCUGCUCGAGGUUGCCAACAUUCAGGACGACUUGCUCGGCAGAUUGAAGGUGGACGAGAGGAUUAGCCCCGAGCGCAAGCUGGAGAUUGAACGGGCCCUUAACGGCAAGAUCCUGGAUCUGUCAGAGCUUUUCAACGACUACGCCGACCAAGCCGGAUACUACGACCUUUGUCUCCUCAUCUACCACACGGCCAACUACCGCAACCCGACGACGAUUUCUGGGACGUGGAACAACCUCAUUCAGCAAACGCACGACGAGGUGAUUGCGAUGCAAGAGAACGCCGGGGAAGGGGAGCCUUCACCCCCAAUGCCAUACGAGGCCGUGACGAGCAAGAUUCAGAACAUUGCUCACCACACGUCUCUCGACAGCUUUGUGUUUCCCAUCCAGACGCUCCUCCCGGAACUGUGCCGGUAUGCUGUUGCGUACCAGCAGGAUAUGACCAUUGGGGCAGACCCGACGUGGCCCGUACAGCUUUUCCUGUCGCUGGGCGUCUCCCAUGACAUGAUCGUGAGAGUGCUGGAGAACACGUUCGACACGCAAGAUUACGGGUUUAUUGGCACAGUGAGGAGUCGCAUCAUUGAGGUCAUUGUCGCGGUUGUCAACAACUGGGUGUCGGAUGUGCGACGCCGUGGCGGCACGGCCAAGGGCGGGUCGAUCGGACCCUGGGUGGGUGAACUGCUGGCUCGGUGCGAAGCCGCGCUGCCGCCUCCGGGCCAGGGCAGCAACAUCGGCGGGGCGGACCUGGCAGAUAUCAGACGGGUUCUGAGGACAUUGCGUAGGGAGGUCUCUGGGCUGAUUGAGCGGGCGCCUACGGGCAGCCUGAGGUUCAUGUAGAAUGGGCGAGCGAUACCUUCCCUUAUUUUUUUCUUUUGGUGUAAGAAAGACGGGAAAUGAAACCAGAACGUCGACGGGGCGUCAAGGUAAGGGGUCAUGAUGUACAAGGCUUGCACAUAGCAUAAUUGCAAGGGACGGUGAAUGCUUUUGAUCUUGAUUACGCCGAUCUUGGAGCUCGGAUCAUUGACGCGUGGGCGUUUGAGACAAAUCUGUUUGUCAAUCAAGCUAUCAAGG
Messenger RNA from Purpureocillium takamizusanense, 4776 nucleotides. RefSeq lists its product as uncharacterized. NCBI's taxonomy places the organism in Eukaryota, Fungi, Ascomycota, Sordariomycetes, Hypocreales, Ophiocordycipitaceae. The transcript has 3 exons. Gene Ontology annotation, molecular function: structural constituent of nuclear pore. The record is from RefSeq and is a predicted model, not a curated record. Gene Ontology annotation, cellular component: nuclear pore; nuclear pore inner ring. Gene Ontology annotation, biological process: transcription-dependent tethering of RNA polymerase II gene DNA at nuclear periphery; protein localization to nuclear inner membrane; RNA export from nucleus. Bases 289 to 4542 code for a protein of 1417 amino acids.